This is a messenger RNA of Komagataella phaffii GS115, 795 nucleotides long. RefSeq names its product Amphiphysin-like lipid raft protein. The coding region runs from base 1 to 795 and encodes 264 amino acids. Gene Ontology annotation, biological process: plasma membrane tubulation; actin cortical patch localization; endocytosis. Gene Ontology annotation, cellular component: actin cortical patch; mating projection tip; Rvs161p-Rvs167p complex. The record is from RefSeq and is a predicted model, not a curated record. Gene Ontology annotation, molecular function: lipid binding; protein binding. The transcript has 3 exons. NCBI's taxonomy places the organism in Eukaryota, Fungi, Ascomycota, Pichiomycetes, Pichiales, Pichiaceae.
AUGUCCUGGGAAGGAUUCAAAAAGGCUGUGAAUAGAGCAGGUUCCUCUGUUCUGGUUAAAAGUGCAGACAAAAUCAAUGACCGAGACUAUGACUCGGAAGAAAGACGGUUCAAAACGCUGGAAACGGCAGCAACCAAUUUGCAGAAAGAAACCAAGGGAUACCUGGAUUCCCUGAGAGCUGUAACAGCUUCUCAAGUUGCGAUCGCUGAGAUUAUUAGUAAUUUGUAUGAAGAUACCAAGUUUUCAGGACAGUACAAUUCUGUUGGCUCCUAUUACCUUCAAUGUGUGCAAGAGUUUGACCAAGAAACUGUCAAACAGUUAGAUGGUCCCUUCCGUGAGACCGUUUUGGAACCCAUUUCCAAAUUUUGCUCUUAUUUCCCAGAAGUUUCUGAAGCCAUAAAGAAACGUUCCCACAAGAAGACUGAUUAUGAGCAAUCAAAAUCCAAAGUUCGUAGACUGAUCGACAAGCCAGCCAAAGAUGCCACCAAACUUCCUCGAGCAGAACGUGAGUUACAGCUUGCUAAGGAAAUCUAUGACGAUCUGAACGCUCAAUUAAAGGAAGAAUUGCCUCAAUUGGUGGGCCUCCGUGUUCCAUACUUUGACCCUACGUUUGAAGCUCUUGUCAAAAUUCAAUUGAGAUUCUGUACCGAGGGAUAUACUCGUUUGGCACAAGUGCAGCAAUACCUGGACCAAACAUCCAGAGACGACUAUGCGAACGGAUUACUUGACGGAAGGAUCGAUGGACUGAUCCAGGAAAUGAACCAGUUGAACAUCUGUGCCCUCGGUACCAAAUAG